ACUAAGUGCCGGUACUCUACCCGUGACCGGGUCGUAACGAAUAAACCAACAUCUAUCGAAAUGUUAGUUUUAACAUUGCAUCUACGUGUUUAAAUAUCAUACCCCUAAUUACUCGUUUCUUCUCGGAGCUCCAUUGCGUCCUUCAUCGCCGGUAACAUUUCCGGUAGUCAAUCCCAAAACUCAUCAUAAGUCUCUACAGUCUACACCUUCCUCAUCAUCUCAAUGAAUGGCACAUCAAACACACUUUUAAACAUCACCCACUUAUUCACCCGCACAACACUCCCAACAGUCGUUCAAAUCGAGUCACUUUUGUACACUUUUGCCGCCAAAAAAUCCCUCACAAGCAUCACAAAACUCCAUGCCAAUCUCAUCGUAUCUGGCCUCCUGUCACCAUACGAAUCACGAUUCAUCCCUGCACUUCUGGCAUCUGGGUACGCGUUAUCUGGCCACAUUCCGUAUGCACGCCAACUGUUCGAUGAAUUGCCUCAAAGAACUAAGCGUGCAUACAACAGUAUGAUUAAGGUGUAUACUGAAAAGGGGUUGCCGUAUAAUGCACUCCAGGUGUUUGUGGAAAUGGUUGAGUCAGGAAACCCGAAGCCGGAUAGGCUUACGUACCCUUUUGUUGUUAAAGCUUGUGCUGAACUGGAAAUGUAUCGGUUUGGUUUGUCGGUUCAUGGUUUGGUUAUAAGCGGCGGUGUUGAUUCGAAUACGUUUGUGGGUAAUUCGUUGUUGUCGAUGUACAUGAGUUUUGGUGAGAAUGAUAGUGCGAAACGAGUGUUUGAUGAGAUGCGGGACAAGGGCGUGGUUUCUUGGAACGCUUUGAUUAGUGGGUAUUUUAAAAACGGGUAUCCUAACGAGUCGUUGAUGGUUUUCAAGAAAAUGGUUGAUGAAAAAGCGGAGAUUGAUAACGCGACUGUUGUUUCAGUGCUCCCUGCGUGUGCGUAUUUGAAACGGUUAGAUGUGGGAAAAGAGGUUCACGAUUUGGUGAGAAAUAACGGUUUGGAUGAAAAUUUGUUUGUUCGGAAUGCUUUGGUGGAUAUGUAUGUAAAAUGCAGUCAAAUGGAUGACGCGCGCGUUAUUUUCGAUGAAACUAGUCAGAGAGAUGUAGUGACAUGGACUUCAAUGGUAAACGGUUACAUUGUAAAUAACGACACAAAAAGCGCGAUUUCACUUUGUCCGUUAAUGCUGCUUGAAGGCGUAAAACCUAACGCGUUAACCCUCGCUUCAUUUCUUUCAGCUUGUGCGGACUUAAAGUACUUGCGCGAAGGUAAGACCUUUCACGGAUUCGCGAUGAAGAAUAAUCUCGACUCCGAUGUAAAUGUAGAGACUGGAUUGAUUGACAUGUACGCUAAAUGUGCGUCUGUUAGUUAUAGCUUUCGUGUGUUUAACAAAACGUCAAAAGUAAAAACCGCCCCAUGGAAUGCAAUUCUUUCCGGAACAACUGAAAACGGGCUCGGUACAGAAGCAAUAUUAUUAUUCAACGAAAUGAGGCGAAAAGGUGUUUUACCAAACCAAGCAACGCUAAAGUGUGUGUUACCCGCGUAUGCAAUUACCACAGAUCUUAAACAAGUAAGUAGCAUUCACGGUUAUCUAAUAAGAUCAGGGUUUUUAUCAAAAGGCGAUUUAGCAACCGGUUUAAUCGAUAUAUACUCGAAAUGCGGAGCUUUGGAACAAGCUUACAUGGCGUUUAACGAGGUUGAAACAAAAGAAAGAGAUAUUAUACUAUGGAGUGUGAUCAUAUCGGGUUACGGGAAACACGGGGACGGUGCGACCGCACUUUCACUAUUUAACCAAAUGGUUCAAACCGGGGUGCAACCGAAUGAAGUCACAUUUACGUCUGCGUUACACGCGUGUAGCCAUUCGGGUUUAGUGGAUGAGGGUUUGGGCUUAUUUCAGUUCAUGUUAAAAGAGGGUAAAGUUAACCCACGCGCGUCUCAUUACACUUGUAUUAUUGACCUUCUGGGUCGAGCCGGGAGGGUUCACGAGGCGUAUGAGUUAAUUACCACAAUGCCAUUUGCGCCUAAUCAUACCGUUUGGGGGGCAUUGUUAGCGGCUUGUGUGGUUCAUGAGAAUGUGGAGUUGGGAGAAAUAGCGGCAAAAUGGUUGUUCGAGUUAGAACCCGAGAAUACCGGGAAUUAUAUUUUAAUGGGAAAUAUUUACGCUGCGGUUGGUAGGUGGGAAGAGGCGGAGAAUGUGCGGAAUAUGAUAAACGAAAUCGGGUUAAGGAAAUCGCCGGCUCAUAGCUUCAUAGGAGCCGGCCAUGAAUGAGGGUGCAUUUGUGUGUUAGAAACCGAGAUUAGACAAAUUUUAGAACAAGAUGGUAUAUUUGUUUCGACGACUUUAAUGUUUCGACAUCUAUAAAAGUGGACGAUACACGUUACAAGAUUAA
Helianthus annuus (common sunflower) is the source of this 2389-nucleotide messenger RNA. RefSeq names its product pentatricopeptide repeat-containing protein At5g39350. Bases 223 to 2268 code for a protein of 681 amino acids. The record is from RefSeq and is a predicted model, not a curated record. The transcript has a single exon. Gene Ontology annotation, molecular function: RNA binding; protein binding. Gene Ontology annotation, biological process: RNA modification. Lineage: Eukaryota; Viridiplantae; Streptophyta; Magnoliopsida; Asterales; Asteraceae.